AAAUACAAUACAAUACACUUACACUAUUUCUCACACUUAUUUUAAUUCAAUGUUUUCUUAUUCAUACUAUAAUAAAAUUUAGGAUGUUUUCUGUAAAGCAGUAUUAAAGAUUGUGUGUAUAAGCUUAUUUGAUGCUGUCUAAUAAUCAGUCUAAGAGUAAACCAUUUCCUUCCUUCCGAUAGUUGUUUUCAUUAAGGUUUACAAUAUGAAGCCUAAUACAUGCAAUAUUUGUAAUAAAUCUUUUACUGAGAAAAGUGAUUUUGUUAGUCACUCUUGUGAUUAUACUGUUGAAAAACCAUAUUCAACGGAUAUAUUUAAGGAAACAUUCACCCAAAGAAAUAAUUUAACAGAACAGUUAACUGUUCAUAGUGGAAAAAGCCGUUAUUCAUGUGUUGUAUGUGGCAAAAAUUUCACACAAAAAGAUCGAUUAAACCGACAUACGCUUGUUCAUACUGGAGAAAAGCCCUAUCCAUGUAGUGUGUGUGACAAAAGUUUUGCAGAUAAAAGUGGCUUAAUUAGACAUUCUCGUAUUCAUACCGGAGAAAAACCAUAUUUGUGCAAUGUGUGUAAUAAAUCUUUUGCACAGAAAACUGGUUUAGAAAGACACUAUUUAGUUCAUACUAAAGUUAAGUCAUAUUCAUGUAGUGUGUGCGAUAAAACUUUUUCACACAAAGAGUAUUUAAGUAAACAUUACAUCUAUCAUACUAAUGAAAAACCCUAUUCAUGUGAGGUGUGUAGCAAAACAUUUGUGAAUAGAGGUAAAUUAAUGGAACAUUCUCAUGUUCAUACUGAUGAUAGGCGUUAUUCUUGCAGUGUGUGUAAUAAAACAUUUACAGUGAAAAGUAGUUUAAACCGCCAUAUGGUUAUUCAUACAGGACAAAAACCUUAUUCGUGUGACGUGUGUUAUAAAUCUUUCCGUCAGAAAACCGCAUUGGAUCGACAUUAUCAACUACUACAUACUAAUGAAAAACCUUAUUCAUGUGAAGUGUGUAACAAAGCAUUCGUGAAUAAAAGUAGAUUAGCUGAACAUUCUCAAGUUCAUGCUGAGGAGAAACUCUAUUCUUGCGAUGUAUGCAAUAAAGCUUUCACAGUGAAAAGUAGUUUAAUUCGCCAUUCUGGUAUUCAUACUGGACUGAAGCCUUACACAUGCAAUUUAUGUUGCAAAUCUUUCAGGGAGAAAACUGUAUUAGAUAGGCACUAUUUAAUUCAUACUAGAGUUAAAUCUUAUCCAUGUAAUGUGUGUGACAAAACUUUUAUAAGAAAAGAUCAUUUAAAUCAACAUUUACUUAUUCAUAAAAAUUAGGAUUUUAUUAAUAUUUUUAAUAUCAAAAUUUUUUAGCAAACAUUUAGAUUAUACUAGAGUCAGAGUACAUAAUGGAAUUUUCACACAAUUAAUAAGAUAUAGACCAGUAGUUGAAUUUGUAUGGAUUUUCAUUGAAAACUUGGAGGUAUUUCCAUAACUGCACUUAUUCAAGCUAAUUGGGUGCUUGCGCUUCGAGAAGAAGAAGACCUUCUAUACUGACACAUGUAACAUCAGCGCCGGCUAAUCUUUAUCAGCAAAAUGAUGUAUUAAAGUUGAGCUAAGUUUUUCUACAUAAGUUAGAUUGUUAAUUAAGGAUAAUUAAAUACUGAAUCGUAUCCCUCAUUAAAUUUGUUUAAAUUAUAAUGCUUUCGCGUCUACUACGUUUAUUUAAUAAAGAUUUAUUAUUUGUUUAUGUAUUUUAUUGUAACUGUGAUAUAUUUUUGUUUUGUGUACCUGGCAACUUUAAUACAUAAUUAGUUUGUUUAUGUGACAAAUGGCUUCGUGCUUGUCUUUGUGUAAAGUCUCAGUGUAAAUAUAUAGUGAAAGAAUUUAAAUCUUUGAGAAAGAAUCCUUGUGAAAGAAUUUAAAAUGUGUUACUUGUGAGAAUGAUACUUGAACGGGUUGGCUUACUAGAAAUAGAAUGGAAAGAACAGUUUCUAACGUAAACAAAGGACAUGUUUCAACAACCAAUCAGAAUCGAGAUACUCACAGUACGUCACUUGCAGGUAUCUCAUUACAAUCGAAUAACCAAAAGUUUUGCUUUUUUUGAUUUGCAAAAAGUAUUUUUAAAAAAAUUUGUGUCAAGAUUUGCUUGGGGGUGUCUAUGAGUUUUCGUGUCGGUUCCCCUUCUGUGAUAAUUUUUUUUAGCUUCUUGCAAACAACUCUCCCAUUUUUACUAUUUAUUUGGCAAUUUUUUUGUCAUAAUUACCAAGACGGAAAUUUUUCUAAAGACCUUGAAGUUGUUGAUAUUUUGUAUUAAGAGUAUAUUACCUUUGGUAAGAAGCAUGUAGAAAAAUAAAAUUUUGCUUGCAGAGGUUUCAAUAAAUUAAAUAUUAGUGUAAA
Molecule: messenger RNA, 2365 nt
Organism: Parasteatoda tepidariorum (common house spider)
Lineage: Eukaryota; Metazoa; Arthropoda; Arachnida; Araneae; Theridiidae
Biological process (GO): regulation of transcription by RNA polymerase II
Molecular function (GO): DNA-binding transcription factor activity, RNA polymerase II-specific; RNA polymerase II cis-regulatory region sequence-specific DNA binding
Source: RefSeq, a predicted model, not a curated record